Salarias fasciatus (jewelled blenny) is the source of this 987-nucleotide messenger RNA. RefSeq lists its product as uncharacterized. Gene Ontology annotation, cellular component: membrane. NCBI's taxonomy places the organism in Eukaryota, Metazoa, Chordata, Actinopteri, Blenniiformes, Blenniidae. Bases 136 to 987 code for a protein of 283 amino acids. Gene Ontology annotation, biological process: regulation of cell differentiation. The transcript has 5 exons. The record is from RefSeq and is a predicted model, not a curated record.
ACUGAUGACCUGUGGCUCUGGAGCGUCCCAGCUGACUGCGGAUUAGGGCAGAGCAUUAAAACUCACAUUGAGCCUCAUGUGCUUUUCACUCAGACAUCUCUUUCAGAGUGCGGUGGUCUGCGAUACGGCGCCGACAUGAACGUGUCAGACAUACACCACGGCACGCUCAGGAUGUACGGUGGGUUUCUUUUCAAACAGUGGAAGAAAAGGUUCCUGCUCCUGACGGCAGAAGGCAGUCUCCUGGUGUGCCACGACGCCUCGUCUCCCCCGGACCAGCUGGUGCAGCUGCCCAGCAGCUGUGAGGCCAUCGUGGAGGGCAACGAGAUCCUGGACCUGCCCAGGCUGCCCUCGGGCGGAUGCAGGGACUGCUGCUUUGCUCUGAUCCUGCCACAGAAUAAAUACCUGCUGCUGCUGGCUGAAACCACCGCGGACUGCAGUCAGUGGCUGAAUGUUCUGAGGAAAGUCAAAAAGAGCCUGUCGUCGCCGCUCAGCCCCUGUAAGCGUCAUCACGUGCCGCCGCACAUCGCCCUGCGUGACUUGGUGCCUGAGCAAAUCCUGGACAAAGACCCGACGACUCCCCCCGUCAGCGACACAGAGUCCUCGUCCCCAGGGCCCAGAACCUGCGCCUCCCCAAGGGAGAAAGGCAGGAAUUCUCCCCGUUCUAAGUAUUACCCAGGGGCCGCGCACUCGGUGGGAUGUCUGCGUCACGGCACCAUCAACAACGCCCAGGCCAUGAAGGCGGUCUAUCUGCUGAUGGGAGGGGCGGCAGCCUCCUCGGCGAUGGGCUAUCUGGGGGCGUGCUCGCCCUCUAACCUGGAGGUCAAAGCCCCCGACCUGCCCAUCAACACCGAUUUCUCUGGCAUGGGGCCAGCGGGGGCCUACCACACCGGGGGGCCCUCGCUCGACUCCCCGCACUUCAACAGUUUUGACUUUGAGGUGGCAGACUCUGAUUUUGAUGCUUUCGAUUGUGGCGGAUUUACUUUCUAA